AUGGGUAGUUACAGUGAUAACGGAGACGAAUUUUUUGACGCCCAUGAGGCGUUUGCUUCAAUGUUGAACUCAGGCUCCGAUUGCUCCCUGGAAGACUGUUCUACCUCUAGAUUCGACUAUGAUUAUUGGGUUGGGAAUCUGGAAAAGGGAUAUCAAAUACACUACAUAACAGGUUGUGAGCAUAUAACAGGUCGUGAGCAUAUAACAGAAGCACUUGUUGUCAGAGUGGUCUCUUCUGUGGACAAGAAGUUGGAAGUGUUGGAUAAGUCUCUUAACAACUGGGGACUUGCUUUACAGGAAUUAAGUGCAAUUGUUCCUGCCCGUGAAAAACAUACUAUAGUAAGAAGUGGAAUCAGUAAGAAGACACAUCAAAGAACUGGAGUACCAGUUGUUGGGAAUAAGAUUCCUUUUAACGAAUUAUACAGUCAAUCUGCUAUCUAUAUAGCACGGGAUGGAGAAUGGGAAACAUGUGUGAUAGAGGUGAUAAUUUAUGGUAGGGAUCCAAAUUGGGGGCAGGCAGCCUGUGCUGCAGGGUCAGCAGCUAGUAAUUACCUGAAAGAGGCGGGUGAUGCUCAUAGCACUGUCAAAAUUCAAAUAUCCAUAGUUGAAAAAAUCGGAUGGAAGGGAACAAAGGAAGAAUAUGAGGACGAGGGGGAUUAUGAACAAAAGUUGCAUUCAACUACAAAUAAAAACUCGGGAUAAUUUAUACUUUUGUGUGGUACAUGUUUAUUUUUUAGCAUCAGUCGUGGAUAUGUUACCUGAAGUAAGGCCAAUUUAUCUGUAUGAGAAAAGUCUUGAGAAAUUAAGAGCUGAAAGUUGUAAUAAACUCAAAGUAAAAUCUUACUAUUACGAAACUCUUUUGGUUAAACCUACCUUAUUGACCUGUAGUUGAUUACACAUUAAUUUAAUUAUGCAGGAUUUUAAGUUUUUGAUGGAAAAGAAUAGUGUUAAUGCUCUUCAUAGAAAAGUAUUUUGGUAUUUUACGAAAUUUGGCUAAUAAUUUAGUUAAUUAUAUAAAAACUAUUGAAAUGUUACAUUUGUC
Molecule: messenger RNA, 1042 nt
Organism: Lactuca saligna
Lineage: Eukaryota; Viridiplantae; Streptophyta; Magnoliopsida; Asterales; Asteraceae
Source: the annotation of a GenBank genome assembly